Messenger RNA from Medioppia subpectinata, 516 nucleotides. Lineage: Eukaryota; Metazoa; Arthropoda; Arachnida; Sarcoptiformes; Oppiidae. The record is from the annotation of a GenBank genome assembly.
AAUCUCUACGGCAAUAUUUUUGCGGCCAUCGGUUCCGUCAAUGAAACAGACACUGGCAGUGAAGAGUCGUUCGCAUUCGGACCGACAGCUGUUGUCAAAGCGAGUCAAGUGUUUUACAGGACCGCUCAUACCAUAGCAUUCGUCAAUCAUAGACCUAUUCUUGCCGGUCAUGUAUUGGUCUCUUCGAUCAGAGCAGCGAAACGACUACAAGAACUUAAUGAGGAAGAGAUAAGGGAUUUGUUUUGUACGGUUCAAAAGGUUCAGAAAGCGGUUGAAUCAGAAUUCGGUGCCAACGCGUCGACAAUUGCCAUUCAGGACGGCGUCGAUGCCGGACAGUCUAUAGAGCACAUCCACGCACACGUAAUACCGCGCAAACCGACUGAUUUCGGUGGUAAUAUCGACCAAAUCUAUUCCGAACUUCAAAAACAUGAUAAAUCAGAACAUAUAUCCAAAACCAAACUCAGAACCGACGAAGAGAUGCUUUUGGAGUCAACGAAACUCAAGACUUAUUUUUAG